UACUGUUUCAAAAGGUUUUUUUAUUCAGUAUCAAAAGUGUUUACUUAUUAUUACCUUUCAACAUCUUGUCUCUAUCUUUUUUAGUCAUUGUUUGGUCGAAUAAUGUCGAAAUGUUCAAUCUGGUCCAUCAAAUGAUUCCUAAUCAAAUUGAAUUUGGUUAAAGUCAGCAACCAAAGGAAAUUGAUUUUACCGCGGCUCUUCUAUUUCUAUCUUGUGUAUCUCUUCUCUCUUUUUUUGUUUCUGGUUAAAGCAUUUGAGUGGAAUCAAAGUUGUGACCUUCUCUUUUUAUUCUUGGGUAAUUUAUCAAUUUUUAUUGUUAAUUUUUUGUAAAUUCAGUGAAUUUUUUAGUGACGACAUUAAUUUGGCUAUUUUUCUUCGUUCGGAUCUUCCUCUGGUGGUUUUCAUCAUUGGUUUGGGUUCUCACCAUUAGCUACCCUCAACGCGUUUACAUCAUAUCUCUAUCAUAUCUGUUUGGAAAUUUCAGGUUCAAGAAAAACAGUUGACUUCUUUAGCCCACUAUGACCACUAUAAAUAGCCCGGAAGAAUCUGUUAAUUCGGAUCAGGAAAAAAAAGAAGAAUCAAUUGAAAGUAGCCGUACCAGUAAUAAUAUUAGCAAUGAAAAUGAUAAUUCAACCAGCUCGGAAACAAAUAAAUCAACUAAUAGUGAUGAAUGUAAAUUAUCUGAAGAACCAACAGUGGAAACCUAUACUGACCAUACUGGUACUGACUUGAUGCAAUUUCUUACGGACACUCUGCAAAAUAACCCAAAAGAUAGGAUUCACCUGUUCAAAAUUGAGAAACAGCUAACUGACCUGGUCAAAGAUCCUAAACGAAAUCAGCAUAAAUUUGGACCUAUGUCUUCAUAUCAUCGGAUGUUAGUUCAUAGAGUAGCUGCGUUUUUUGGUAUGGACCAUAAUGUUAACAGUGUUGAUAACUCAGUGAUUGUUUCUAAAACACGAACAACCAGAUUACCUGAAUUUAAAUUUAGUGAACAGAUAAAGAAUACGACAGAACCUGAACCGAAUGAGUUAGUGAAAUCAAUAAUCAAAAGAGAUUCAUCUUCUUUGGAUAAAUUAUCUGAAAAAGGUUGUCUUAAAGACAAAUCUCCUGAUCGCCGAGGAAAUAAUACUCUGCCUUUGGUUGAAAGUCGACGAAGUAAGUCUCUAGAAGAGAGAGAGGAAGAAUACGAAAAGGUUCGAGCCCGGAUUUUCAAUCAAGACUCAACAUCUUCAACCGAAAAUCCUAGUGAUACUUGUGCCAAUACUUCAACCACUGAUGAUUCGGUGGCAACCUCUAGCAGUGGUAUCGUAGUAUCAACUAGUGCAACUAAUUCUAGUCCCAGUUGUAGUCACGAGGAUCUCAAGCCAGGAAGUAACUGGCCAUCAAUUGAUUCAAGACUUUGGAGUAGUACUGAGUCAGAAGGCUCAAAUAGGCCUAGAUACUUGCGUCUUCAAAGACAAAAAAGAUUACCAGAUAGUUUUGAUUCUGAUUCAGCUAGAACCUCUUUUACGACAUCAUCAUCGAUGUCUUCGGCUAGUGGAAUGUUUUUAACACCAGAUAGCUGUUUAGUAGAUCAACAAAUUGGUGAUUUCUCAUCGAAUAAUAGGCAGACGUUUACCAAAGCCAGCAGCUUUGGUGGCAUCUCUGUUCUUAGUCGUGAUAACACUUCUGGUCCUGCCUCUGAGCCAAGGCUUACUAAAACGGCUUCUUUAAACACCCCAACUUUUAGUGAUAGUUUACCUAGAUCGUCCAAUCAUGAGUCUUUAACUGUCUUUCCUCAAUCAAAUGGAUCUCAACAGUUGCAUUUGUGGCCUAAAAAGCAAUCAAAACCAAGUGGGAACUAUUUCCAGCACGGGAACAAUCAAGGAACAGUUAAUCAUGGAGGUCAAGAUUCAGGGAAUAGAACUCAAAUAAAGUCUUACCACUCUGGAAAGAAACAAGAUGAUAUUAAAUCACCAAUUGACCCGUCUUCUGAAACAAUCAGAAAUGCCGUACCAUUUGAUCAACCCAGUCCCUUGCCUGUUAAAACUACUUCCAGUAGUUACGGGCGCAGUGCCUCAGAAGGCAGCUCAAAUAAACAAUGGAUGUCAAAUCAACAUGUACAAUCUCAUCAACCCUUACCUAAAGGGCAAUCAAAAUACGAGUCACACCAUGGUAAUUCUAAUGUUUCCAGAAACCAAUCUAAUUCUUCUGAUCGGCCAAAAAAUUUCAAUUCAAAAGACUCUGGAAAAACUUUGAUUGGACCUCAAAUAGUUAUCAAUUCAGUUGGCGGCUGCAUGUCUCAGCUACCUAGCCACAAAUCAACGGUUUUAGCUCCUGAUAUAACACCAGCUCAGCCUUAUUAUCAUCUACCAUUCAUACAAAAAACACCGUCAGUAGUUGUUGAUCCGCCGAAUAUGAGUCACGAUGAAAUAAACAAAAACCAAUCAUUAAGCAAACCUAAGUAUUUACCCAAUCAAAUGGCUGGUUUAUCAAUUAAUAGUCAAUCUCGUGUACGAUCCUCAAAUGAUCAUUAUCAUGGAUCAAGCUCUGGGCGAAAUGGACAUAGCUCCGGUCGCUAUGGUAAUAUACAAUCAGGAGAUUUAGGAAUCGUAACUAGUGAUGUUAAUUAUCGCACAACUGGGUAUGCUUUGACUCCAAUUCCGGCUAACCUUCAUUCUCAAAAAUCUGUUCUUCCGGUGAACGUAUCCAAUACUACUGCUCAGAUUCCACUGUGUUACAUUCAUCCGUCAUUACAAGCACCUCAGCCUUCUCUGAGCCAUCAUAAUAGCAGAUUCGCCAAUCCAGGUAAUCAAACUGGUUCCCUCAGGAUUGAUGCAUCGCAAGGUUACACAUCUGAAAGGUAUAUGACUACUUUGUCAAGUGGUAAUAGUACUGCUGUUAACUCUCAGAAUCAACAAAUAGGCCGUCCACCAGAUACAUACUCGGCAAAUGUUGCUCCUGACAUGGAUAUAGUGUGUCAGUCUAGACAACAGCCUCAAAACAAAUCAAAUUUGAUACUUUUAGGCUCUCAAUUACCUGUCAAUACUUCAAAUUAUAACUCGUAUCAGCCUAUUCCCAUGCAACAAUCUCCAAUUCGGGUUGUUCCACAAGUACAAUCUUUGGUAUCUUCUUAUCAAAACCAGCCUCAAACCAAUCGCAUGCCAAAUGUGCCCUUCAAUUCGAUUAGUAACGUCUCUGCCUCAGUACCAUCAUCAGGACCUGCCACAGUGGCUUCAUCUUCAAAUGGCACUGGUCAACCAAUAUCAGCACCUCCACAAUCAGUUGUUUGCAAUAAUGGAAUGAUGAAUCCUUCUCAAACUUUCCCUUAUGCAAUCAAUCACGUUUCGCUACCUUCUGCGCCUAAUAAUAGUGGUCAAUUGGCAACUGCUAAUUUGACAUAUGCACCUUCAAUGCAAGUGCCCCCAAAUGUACCAAUGUAUGUCAACACUAAUGGAGGUGCUUUCGCAUCCAACCAAAUAACUGGAACUCGUCCUAUGCCACCGCCUCCUCAAGCUCAGAUGAUCCCAUCUCCUUAUUCACCUCAAAAUCCUGUUUAUCGUCCAAUUCCUUUGUUUUUUGUUUUCAAUUUUCAAAACAAACGAAGCAAUUGAUGACAACUAACGCUAGGUUUAUUAAUUGGAAACAUGAAUUUUAGAAAAAACGACAGUCUUGAAAGAAAAAGAACGUUGAAGUUCUUGUUGCGAGAAUAACUUUUGAAAGCUGAAUGUAAGAUGAAUUAAUUAGUAGUGUAUAUGUAAUACAUCUAUUGUUUUGAUAAAUGAAAAAGAGGGACGAAAAGAUGAAAAAUAUUUAUUGUUUCUUUUCAAAAUUUCCUCCUCAAUCUUUUUCCAUGUUUUUUGGCUGUUGAUUGGUUUUUGUAUCUUAAGAAGGGCAAACGAGAUAAACAAUUGAUGAAGAAAAUUCAUUUGGAUUGAGAAUCGAUUUCUCGUCAUUUCUCCUCUCCUUUUCUCUCUUUCUUCUACUCACUGAUUUUUCUCGUUUACUGUAAUUCUGAAUUUUUUUUCUCUCCCUGACGCUGCCCAAACUAGAGAAACUAGUAACCAUCCAAUCAUACUUGUCAUUUACUCGUCUGUUUCAUUUGCCAUACCAGCAAAUUUCCCAUCUAAAAAAUACUAGAGAAUAAUGAUCUGUUGAUUGUAAUGCUGCAAUUUAUUGGUUAAUUACUAAAUUAUAAACACUUUGUUAAUUUAA
This is a messenger RNA of Tetranychus urticae (two-spotted spider mite), 4194 nucleotides long. RefSeq lists its product as uncharacterized. Gene Ontology annotation, molecular function: nucleic acid binding. The record is from RefSeq and is a predicted model, not a curated record. NCBI's taxonomy places the organism in Eukaryota, Metazoa, Arthropoda, Arachnida, Trombidiformes, Tetranychidae.